Messenger RNA from Lottia gigantea (owl limpet), 435 nucleotides. RefSeq lists its product as hypothetical. The record is from RefSeq and is a predicted model, not a curated record. The transcript has 2 exons. Bases 1 to 435 code for a protein of 144 amino acids. NCBI's taxonomy places the organism in Eukaryota, Metazoa, Mollusca, Gastropoda, Lottiidae.
AUGAGUUCGUAUCUCCCGGUUCGGCAUGGAGCGCCGAGAGAGGAUCUACACAGUGCUGAAAAUACGGGAUAUAUGGACCAUUUUCUAAACAUCCCCGAUAUAUGUCCGACUGGAAAUUACCGAACUCCGAGAUACUACAUGCAUGGUUCCUAUAACACAGAUGCCUGCCGUAUGGAUGCAGCUUUACAACAGAGAAAUCACGAUUUGAGAAUGGGUCUCCAGGCUAACCGGUCCUUUUAUCCAAAUAUGAACAUGCACGGUAUGCGAUUUGGUGAAACAUGUCCGGAUCCACAGGCUAACUGUACCCCGUCACACAUGGUAAGAACAGACAACAUUAGUCCUCUCACUAAAGAUGUUGGUGGAAAUGGUGGUGAUACGGAGACUCCCUCCUUUUAUCCAUGGAUGUCAAUUGUAGACAAUCAUGGUCGUGAUUAG